CUCUCGGGAGAGGAGGCGGGGUCGCAGCUCAAGCCUCUUUGAGUCCAGCUCGCUGGGACGCUGUCCCGAGGGAAAAGAUGAGCGAGUUCACUGGAGAGUGCGCCCGGCUCCGGCGCUACCAUGAGCUCCCGGUGUGGGUGGUGGAAGACCAUCAGGAGGUUCUGCCCUUUAUAUACCGGGCCAUUGGCUCAAAGCAUCUUCCUGCAAGUAAUAUAAGUUUUGUGCAUUUUGAUUCACAUCCAGACCUCCUUAUUCCUGUGAAUAUGCCAGCUGACACUGUAUUUGAUAAGGAAACACUUUUCGGAGAAUUAAGUAUCGAGAAUUGGAUUAUACCUGCAGUUUAUGCUGGCCAUUUUUCCCAUGUAAUAUGGCUUCAUCCCACAUGGGCUCAGCAAAUCAGAGAGGGCAGACAUCAUUUUUUAGUAGGCAAAGACACUUCGACCACAACAAUCAGGGUUACAAGUACAGAUCAUUACUUUCUAAGUGAUGGUCUUUAUGUAACUGAAGACCAGCUAGAGAACCAAAAACCUUUACAAUUGGAUGUAAUUAUGGUGAAACCUUAUAAACUCUGUAACAAUCAAGAAGAAAAUGACACAGUGUCUUCUGCUAAGAAGCCAAAGCUAGCACUGGAGGAUGCAGAGAACACUGCCUCUACUAAUGGUGAAUCUUGUUCAGAAGGACUGGAAGACUCAGUGACACAGAGAAGAGACCAAACUUGUCUACAACCAUCAUGUUCAUGUUCUUCUGAAAGCCAAGAAUGCCACACUUCAGUCAGCACUGGAGAAAUCCUGAAAAUUUUGGAGAAAGGGGAUGCAUUUGUUUUAGAUAUUGACUUAGAUUUUUUUUCAGUCAAGAAUCCCUUCAAAGAAAUGUUCACUCAGGAGGAGUACAAAAUCUUAAAAGAGCUGUACCAAUUUAAAAAGCCUGGUACCAACCUGACAGAGGAAGAUUUGGUAGAUUGUGUUGAUACUCGAAUUCAUCAAUUAGAAGAUUUAGAAGCUGCUUUUGCCGAUUUGUGUGAUGGUGAUGAUGAAGAAACUGUACAGAAAUGGGCUUCAUAUCCUAGAAUGGAAUCAUUAGUUCCACUGGUACAAAGUUUGAAAAAACGGAUGGAAGAGCCGGACUAUGAAAUGGUUCACCAGGCUGGUCUAACCUGUGAUUAUUCAGAACUUCCUCACCAUGUCAGCACAGAACAAGAAAUUGAAUAUCUUAUUCAAUCUGUGUAUUACGUUCUAAAAAAUUUGCCAAAACCUACUGUAGUGACAAUUGCAAGGUCAAGUCUGGAUGAUUACUGUCCUUCUGAGCAAGUUGACACCAUUCAAGAAAAAGUCAUCAGUGUGCUACACUCCCUCUAUGGGACUCUAGACGUUCACCUGGUGUAUUCAGCAGAGUCCACUUCAUCUUGAAACAUCACAACGCUAGGCUCCUAUUAACAUCUUGAUGUAGUAACAGGGUUUUCAUUAACUUGUUUGCAAAUGAAUCUUCCAGAGAACACUUUGUUUUAAUAUUAACUUUCAUUUAAAAUCUUGCAAGUAUUUUGAAUCUCCGAACAGGUAUCACCAGUUGUUGAAUGAUGGCAGGGUUUUUUUGGCAUCAAGUCUACCCCCAGUUGAUGGAACUGAUGCUCAUCUUUCUUCCUGUCCAUCACUGUCAUCUUCACUUUUGUGAGGGUGUUUUUCCUCUUUUCCCCUCUUCCCCUUAGGUUGGUUGGACUGUAUGAGAUUUAUUCAUUUAUUCAUUCACUCACCCAACUGACAUUUUUUGAGCACAUUCAUGUGCCAGACAUAAUUAAGUGCUAGUUAUAUGGUAACAAACAGAAUAGACAAGGCCCCUGCCCUCUUGGUGGACAGCUGAGAAGCAAAUUAUGGAUUGUGAGACAUGUUAUGAAGGAAAGGAAAACCACAGACAUGUCUUAGGCAUGCUCUUAGUACGCAGGGCACCCUGGCCUUACAGGAAGGUAACAUUCUCAGAAGCUACUAGCAAAAUAAUGAUAAUAAUAAUAAUUUAAAAACUUGCCAGUCCAUGAAAAUGUUCUAGGAAGUCUACCUUUCCAAGACUUAGGAUUGUGGCCCAACUCUUAUGAAAUGCUCUCAGCAUUGUUGGUAUUGAGGGGGUCUAUUUGAGUAAAUUCAACCAAACAAAAAGUAACUUUUCUUCGCUAAUCAGAAAAACCCUCCAGGAUUUUUUGUUCCUCCAGAUGGUCAGAAUGGGUGUCAAUUACCAUUAUAUCAAUAGUUCCUAAGUGCCACUUUAUUGGCAGUCUGGGUUGAUAAUUUUUUCAAAUAAACCAGCUUUUUCUGUAAAUAGUAGGGGAAAGAAGUUAAGUCCUUAAUUCUGAUCUACCAUAAAUACCCAAGGACGUAACUGCCUUCCACCAGUCUCUCCAUGAGUAAGAGACCGUACCUAAGUCACUCUUGAUCAUGGAACUUUUCGUUUACUUAAUUUGCCAAAGUCUUCCUCUCUUCAGUAUUCCUCGUGUUCAGUAAUCAUUUUUAGCCACCUCCUUGGUUUCCUUUCCUUUAAAAGGUCAGGUGGCAUUUAAAGAAAAAAAAAAUACAUCAAUCCUCAUUCCUAAUACAGCAGUCGUUUUCAUUUUUGCAUGUAGCUUUUAAGCCUUGACCACAGGGGUACAGUUGCAUGUAGCUAAAAUUAUAGUGUGUUACCUAACUUGAUGGCUAAUACCCAAGGUCACAUUGCCAUUGCCACUCAGUAGGUGGCACCAGAUCCUAUUUUUCCAAUGAUUCUAUUUUCUAGCAAACUUUUCUUGUCAUUAAGUUGAUCUCCCAAUGCUAAUAAGUAUAAAUGCUUAUUUCUGUUGUGAAAAGCAAAGCAAACUGAUUCAACUUUCCAUUUUUGAUAGAACAUUAUGUGCCAAAAAGCUUUAUUUCCCUGUAAAAUCAGAAUGCAAAAUAGUGCUAUUGUUUAUUUUUUAAUUUUGAAAAAAUUUAUUAGAGUUCUGUAAAUGAUGUUACUUUUAUAAGUAAGUUAUUUUAUCAGCUAAAGUAAAUAAAAAGGUGUGUUUUGAGGUUUUAAAGAUUUAAAACCAAACUGUAGCACUAA
Orcinus orca (killer whale) is the source of this 3060-nucleotide messenger RNA. It is a transcript of the gene C3H5orf22, whose product is annotated as chromosome 3 C5orf22 homolog. Bases 78 to 1406 code for a protein of 442 amino acids. The record is from RefSeq and is a predicted model, not a curated record. The transcript is spliced from 9 exons. Lineage: Eukaryota; Metazoa; Chordata; Mammalia; Artiodactyla; Delphinidae.